AUGUCCACCAGGCUUGGGCAGAAUGCACUUCUCUUUCUCAUGGCCCUGCUGACUGCGGGCUGCGUCCGCCUUUUGCACGGUGCUGUUGAAGAUCCCCGGCAAGCUCCGGCUGGCACAGUCUCAGAAGAACAGAAGUUGGAACUUGAAAUCUCAGGAUGGACGGCCAUAAAAUCACCGGGCGUUAUAGCUCCACAGACGUCAAGCAGUGAUCUGAGAGAUUUCCUAGAGAUUUUACCUCGGAUGCUUCAAAAACAUGUCCAAGGGAGGCUGUCCAGCUGGCAGAUCAGAGGUCUCCAGAGAGACCUGAGGAAUAAUAGAAGACAGCGUGCAACCCAGCAGGAGGAGGAAGGUCCUAGUCCGAGGAAGCUCCUUAGCUUGAGGAAAGCACUCCUUCCCAUCCGUCAGUCGGGCGACAGAGGCGCAGUGUGUCAAGCCUGGCAUUCAGCAAGGCAAGUCAGAAAGCAGGGAAAACCAGCUUCUCCAACAGAACGCCGGGCAGCUGUGGUAAAGGCCUUCUCUCAUGCAUGGAAAGGCUAUCGGGAGUUUGCUUGGGGCCACGACGAGCUCAGGCCUGCCUCCAGAUCUUUCAAUGAGGUAUUUGGCGUGGGCCUGACUCUUAUUGAUGCUCUGGAUACCAUGUGGAUUAUGGGGCUGCAAGCAGAAUUUGCAGAAGCCAAGAAAUGGGUGUUAGAGCAGUUAAACUUUCAAAAUAACGAGAACGUGAAUCUCUUUGAAUGCACUAUCCGUGUUUUGGGCGGACUUCUGAGUGCUUACAAUUUAUCUGGAGACAGCUUAUUUCUGGAAAAAGCUGAAGAUCUUGGAGCUCGGUUGCUGCCAGCCUUCCAAACUCACAGCAAGCUUCCGUAUUCCCAUGUCAACCUUGCCUCUGGGGAAGGACGCUCGACUUACAUGGAGAGUUCAGUGGCCCAAGUUGGGAGCAUUCAACUGGAGUUCAGAGAACUCUCUCGUCUCACUGGAAAAGAAAAAUUUCAGGAGGCAGUGGAUGAAGUGAUGCAGCAUAUCCAUUCCCUGCCUGGCAAGAAGGAUGGACUGGUCCCCACCAACAUCGAUCUCUUGAGUGGGUUUUUUACGUCACAGGGCAGCUUCACGGUGGGCGCUAAUGUUGACAGCUACUAUGAGUAUCUGCUGAAGCAGUGGAUCCAAGGAGGAAAGAAAGACAAUCAGUUGCUCGAAGACUAUGUCGAAGCCAUCAAAGGAAUACAAAAGCACUUGCUUUACACGGAUAGGGCUGAGCAGCUGACUUUUGUAGGGGAACUUCACAAUGAUCAAUUCCAAGCCAGGAUGGAGCAUUUUGCUUGCUUUUUGCCUGGGACUCUUGCUCUGGGUGUCCACCACGGGCUGUCCAAUGACCAUAUGGAGCUAGCGCAAGCUUUGAUGAAGACCUGCUACCAAAUGUAUCAACAGUUUAACUCUGGCCUGAGCCCAGAAGUUGUGUACUAUGAUGAUAGCCUCCCAGGUACCCAUAAGAAUAUGAGGGUUCUUACUCGAGACAAUUUCAACGUGCUACGACCAGAGACUGUGGAGAGCUUGUUCUAUCUGUACCGGUUCACUGGGGACAAGAAAUACCAGGAUUGGGGCUGGAAGAUCCUCCAGGGCUUCAACAAGCAUAGCCGAAUCCCGUCAGGUGGCUAUUCUUCUAUCUUUAAUGUUCAGAAUCCAGUCAUACUUGACCACAUGGAAAGUUUCUUUCUAGCAGAAACUCUGAAGUACAUGUAUCUUCUUUUUUCUGACGACACGGACUUGUUCGACCUUGACCAAUACGUAUUUAACACAGAGGCUCAUCCCCUGCCCAUCUGGAUUUCAGCUUAA
Molecule: messenger RNA, 1830 nt
Organism: Echinops telfairi (small Madagascar hedgehog)
Lineage: Eukaryota; Metazoa; Chordata; Mammalia; Afrosoricida; Tenrecidae
Product: endoplasmic reticulum mannosyl-oligosaccharide 1,2-alpha-mannosidase-like
Exons: 1
Coding region: 1-1830 (609 amino acids)
Biological process (GO): N-glycan processing; carbohydrate metabolic process
Cellular component (GO): membrane; endoplasmic reticulum
Molecular function (GO): calcium ion binding; mannosyl-oligosaccharide 1,2-alpha-mannosidase activity
Source: RefSeq, a predicted model, not a curated record